AUGCUUCGAAGCAAGGCACCUGAAUCUGUCGUAUCCAAGGCAAGAAUUCCAUAUGGCUUUAGGGCAGACGCCGCGCAACGCCCCAUUCUUCGUCCCACACCAGCUCCAUACUGGAACGGCAAACGCCAGAGCCCGGCAUGCUUCUCAACCCUACCGGACCCCAUGUGUAGUCGGCUUCCUCACACUUUGGGUUACCGCCAACAAGAUCAGCACUGUCCGCGUGACCGCUUUGGCGCAUUGGCCCCGCCGGCCAGAGGGAGCACGUUAUCCGACCAUGCUGCACUAAGCAUCAACAUCUUGAUAUCGCGCCAUCCAUCACUUCCACUCCGACGAGGCCACGGCGGUAUGGGAGUCCCCAAGCCGCGCCAGGUGCGCUUUGCGACCCUCCUCGUCUUGCUCCUCCUCGCCCUUCUCCUCGUCGUCAACGACUGCCGGUCAGGGUGGGGAUGGGCAUGGCGCACUCGAGACCGGUUGACGGCCUUGAUCUUCCUCAGACCGACAGAACCAGGUGCUCGCUCACAGCUUCUGCAACAUCUCCUCAUCGCCCAGCCGCCGGCCGCUUUUCGCACUCCUUCGCUGAAGGAGGCGCCGCUACUUGCGCUCUACGUCUUUAGCACAAGCAAUGUGGCCGGGUACAUGCGCCGCCAACUCAUACGACGACAAUCUCCGCUAAAGCGUUUGCCGGAGGAGUAUCAGCCACUUGUGCAACUGCGCUUCGUGAUAGGCCAGCCGGUUACGCCAACAAAGCUGCUUUGGACGCUGCCGGAGGAUCUCAGUGCCGAGCAAGACGAACACGAGGACCUGGUGUUCAUCGAUGAAGACGUUGAUGGCGGGAAGAGCCUCGCCUGGAUGCGAGCUGUUGGACAAGGGGAGCCAGCCCAAUGGGUGUUCAAGGCGGGUGAUGACCUCUACUUCACCGGCUCGCUGUACGGCUUCUCGUGGCCUGUGGUCGCUGCUGUCGGCGCGGCCAGAUUGACGGAGGACGAGGUGCGCCUUCCGCGACAAGAGGAUGUGCGGACAGGCGAUGUGAUGCUCUCGCUUCCUUCAGCUCCUGGCUCCGACCUCAAGGCGGAGUUCCCCUGUCUGCCAUCGUGCAGUGACGAGGCGCUCGACAAGCUCGCCCAGGAUCAGGUAAACAGGCACGACGCGCGCGUGGGCACGAACCCCCGCACUGGGCUGCGAUACGUGAACGUCCUGAGCAGGAUUGGCGUCUGGCAUGAUGGGGUCUGGUGGCCAGCCGGAAGGAAGGCACUCGCGUGGCAGGGGCUCGAGAAAGACACGGACUUCAUCGCCGCGAGCAAUGACGCCAGGACGGACUGGAGGCCGCCGAGGUGGAUCAGGAAGCGCCUCAACCUGGAUCAGUGA
Messenger RNA from Trichosporon asahii var. asahii CBS 2479, 1365 nucleotides. RefSeq lists its product as uncharacterized. The transcript is spliced from 4 exons. The record is from RefSeq and is a predicted model, not a curated record. The coding region runs from base 1 to 1365 and encodes 454 amino acids. NCBI's taxonomy places the organism in Eukaryota, Fungi, Basidiomycota, Tremellomycetes, Trichosporonales, Trichosporonaceae.